Molecule: messenger RNA, 1038 nt
Organism: Sesamum indicum (sesame)
Lineage: Eukaryota; Viridiplantae; Streptophyta; Magnoliopsida; Lamiales; Pedaliaceae
Source: RefSeq, a predicted model, not a curated record
AUGAAAGAACAGGAAUGGAUAAAAGCAAUGAAAGAUGAAAUCAGGGCUCUAAAAGAAAAUGAAACCUGGGAAAUAACUAGCUUACCUAAGAAUAAAAAGGCUAUUGGCAGACCUUGUCAAGAGACUAUUAAUGUUAUCAAAAAUCAUUUACAUAACCUGUUUACUAUUAAAGAUAUAGGAGAAGCCAGGUUUUUUCUUGGCUUAGAAAUCUGCAGGUCCAAAGAAGGGAUUUUGGUUUCACAAACCAAGUACAUACAUAUCAGUGAUGUGGGGGUGGAGCAUGGGAAAGCAGUAAAUACACCUCUUCUAGCAAGAUUUAAACCUGGUAGCACAGACAGUGAACACCUGCAGAAUCCAGAGCCUUACAGAAGGUUGCUAGGGAGAUUACUAUAUCUGGGAUUCACUAGACCUGAUAUAUGUUAUAACACUCAACAAUUAAACCAGCAUAUGCAGUACCCUAGCAAAUCCCGUUGGGAAUCAGCUCUUCACAUAGUAGGGUACUUGAAAGGAACAACAAACAAGGGACUCCUCUUUAAUUCUGAAGAUAGUUUUGAUCUUCAAGCUUCCUGUGAUGCUUAUUGGGCUAGCUGUAAAGAUACAAGAAAGUCUCUCACAGGAUAUUGUGUGUUUCUUGGGAAUUCCUUGAUUUCAUGGAAAACAAAGAAGCAGUCAACCGUUUCAAGAUCAUCUACAGAAGCAGAAUACAGGAGUAUGGCCACCACCACCUGUGAAUUGAUUUGGAUUUUCAACCUAUUGCAAGAGUUACAAGUGCAUUCACCUACACCUAUUAAAUUUUGUUGUGAUAACGAAGCAGCAUUGUACAUAACUGCAAAUCCAAUUUUUCAUGAAAGGACAAAGCACGUGGAGAUUGACUGUCAUAUAGUCAGAGACAAAUACAAACAAGGAUUCAUCUUGCCAUUGCACAUCUCAUCUAGAUUACAGACUGCAGAUAUACUUACCAAAGCUCUACCAGGACCAAAAUUUGUGUUUCUUAAUUCCAAGUUGGGUCUUGUCAAUCUUUUGACAAGUACCACUUGA